Cryptotermes secundus is the source of this 3447-nucleotide messenger RNA. It is a transcript of the gene prom, whose product is annotated as prominin-1-A. Gene Ontology annotation, cellular component: membrane. The record is from RefSeq and is a predicted model, not a curated record. NCBI's taxonomy places the organism in Eukaryota, Metazoa, Arthropoda, Insecta, Blattodea, Kalotermitidae. The transcript is spliced from 17 exons. Bases 1 to 3399 code for a protein of 1132 amino acids.
AUGGCAACUAUGAGAUGUCAUGACGCGUCAGCAAACGUCAGCAGACAGUAUGAAGAUGUGAUGAAGGCAUCAACAUCUUCAGGUGGCCUAAGUCUUCCUGGAGACUCCUUUUUGUCUGCAUACGAAACUAGGUCUUAUUCUGCACAGAUACCAGUGUCAUCUGAACAUCCAGAUAUCGAUAACGAAGUCGACAAAAUGGCACUAACAGAUUCCAUGAUGUUAUCGUCGAAUAGUGAUAAGGAAUGUGAGAUGUGUGUGUCCGAUAAUAUUGAUAAGAGUCUGAGGGAAAUCUUAGAGACGAAAGGUGGGACCAAUUAUUCCAGCUCAACACCCGUCAACGUGUCUACCACCGCAGAAAAGGAUGAAAAGGUGGAUUCAGAUGUGGGACAAGAAGAGAAAAGGGGUACAUUUACAGUAUUUGAGGGAAUUAACAGUAGUGUAAUGUCGAGUGAAACGAAAAAGAUUUUGUCGAAGGGAGGCAAGAAUUUUAUAAAAUCACUAAAACCAGUUAAUUCUCAAGAAGUAUUGACAGUGGUCGAAAUAACUACGAUUUUUUCCACAGAAACGUCUGAAGAAGGGACGUUGAAAAUUUCGAAACAAACAAAAAAGAGUAUACCAUUGCUGCGAUUGAAGGUUCAGAAUUCUGCAAUUGAAGCUGAUGGUGGUAACGCACUUGCAGAUGUACCGGGACACAUAUCAAGUAAACAAACAAGUGUUUUAUUUUCCAAAAUUAACAGCACUAUCAAUGAAACAGUAAACAAACGUCAGAAUAACGAGCACGGCCACAACAUUGCUUCAUGGAAGGUACCAGCUCGAGAUAAUGCAACGUUCUGCAAUCAAACUGUGUUUAAAGACUGUAAUCCUGAAACGAAUCCAGUUGCCCUCCGUUCCGAGACUCUGCGGCUGAAAGAUUCAGCAAUAAAGCCAACAACGCUUCAGCAUCCCAGGAUGGCAUCUGCGCCCGUACUGAAGUUUCCAGACGUGCCGGAAGGGGAGGAGCUGCACAUCCAGGAGCUAGGAUUGUCGGAAGGGCUCUUCGUCUUCAGCUACAUUAGCAGUUUCCUCUCCUGGAUACAACCCUACGACUUCCCAGUAGAAGUUUUGCGAGAUGCCCUUUGGAAUCACGUAUCGGUGGGCGAACUUAUAAGUCAGUCCCUACAGGUGGAGGUGCUGUUCAUUGUGUGUCUUGCUGUUGGAGCUGUGCUGGCACUCGCAAUGCCCUGUGUGCUACUAAUCCACGCCUGUUGCCGUCUGCUGUUCGCCACUAGAAACACCGGGUGGACAGACGAAUCUUCCGUUGACACAUCCAGCGACUGUGCUGCCAACUGCCGGAGAUGCUCUCUGGUGCUUGCAGUGCAACUCAUCCUGGUGCUUCUUGUGGUCGGCAUUGUAACAAUGUUUGUGACGAAUGAGCAGAUGUCACGGGCAGUAAACCAGACACCAAACGUCGUUCACAUGGCCCUCAAUGACGUAACGACUUUCCUGCGCAACUCACACAGUCAACUUCGGUUUGUUGUCACGAGAUCUCUGGACCACACGGUGGACGCCAUCAGCAGUGAUCUGGAUAACGUGGAAGAACUUCUUGGUCGCCCUAUACAAGAAGAGUUGGCCAUGGAGACCGGGGUAGAUGUAGCACUGGAAGCACUCAUAGAUGUCAGUACAGACGCGAGAGCCAUGUCAGAGAGAGUGGAGGCGUUACUGACAUCAUGCGCCGAAACGGGUGAGCUCAUCGCCGAAAGUCAGGAGCGUCUGGCCGACCUGCGCCUACAGGUGGACGCCUUCCGCCGUCAGUGCCCCUCCAGAUACCGACCUCUGUGCGACACUGUGGAUACAGCGGGACUCGAAGUGGUGCUCCGCCUCGACGCGCUGGUCACAGACGAGAGACUGGCAAAGAUAAGGGACAGCAAUCUGUCCCUAGAGGCACAGCAAGCACGUAAGGAAUUUCGGCUCAUCCCUGUACAAGUCGAGAAAGAGACUAGGAAUGCGCGGAACGGCGUUAAACAACAGCUGGUUCGACGGAAGGAAGUUCUGUAUGACGAGAUCUGGUCUCUGGACGUCGUCGCAAGAGACCUCGCCUAUAAAACAGAAGACGCUCGCAGUAAGGUGCCGCAGAUGAUCAGAAGAUUGUCCACGUUAGACAAGUGGCGCUGGUUUAUAGGUUUCGGCUCCACUAUGUUGGUCAUGGUCAUCUGGCUGGUGCUGAUCUCUGGUAUCAGCUGCGGUUGUUGUGGGUCCGAGGAUCGAGCGAUCCAUAUUUUGAUAGUAUUUGUGGUACUUAUAUGCCUGUUCUCUGUGGCACUGUGGGGGGUUGCGCUGGGAGCCCUACUUGUGGGAGGCCACGGUGAGGUGUUCGUGUGCCGCCCCCUGUACGACGGGCCGGAGUUCAGCGCUCUGACGCGCCUCGUGGACCAACCCGGUGUGCUGUUCGAGAAGCGUGGUGGGUUCUUCUCCAACCUCCUUUACGGCAACAGUACUAUGGACGUUCCAGUUCGUGACGUGCUACAAACAUGCAAGGAGAACGGAUCCACAUAUUCAACAUUCAGACUGAAGGAGAUAUUUGACGUAGACGAAGCAUCCAAUCACCGGAAGUGGGAUUUGGUGCAUGUAGAACUGGAACACCUAAAUGUGAACAUCACCAAUCUGCAGUUCCUCACCCCAGAACUGCAGCAGCACCUACAGGCACUCCUGUUUGGCACCACUGCUAACCUCACGGACCACCGCAACCAACUGUCAGGGCAAGUCACUGGUAAAGAUGUGCCGUCGUUUGCGGACCAGAUGACAAGUGUGGCCAACCACAUCACAGACCAGUCCACAUUGUCCCAGCUGGACACACUCGCAUCCAUAACACGUCAGCUAUUGGUUAGUCACGUGCAGCCUCUAGAACAACACAAGGCGGAUCUGGUGUACCAGUUGACUGCCCUUGAAAUGCAAAUGGCGCCUCUUCAAAGACAAGUGAAUCAGUCAUUAUCGCACCUCAAGACAAUACAGUACUUCAUCAACAAUCAAGGCAGCAGCAUUGCUUAUGAGAAAUCUCAGAGUUAUAACAAGCGUUUGUUGAGCUACAUGGACCAGUACAGAGCACACGUUCUGAAAAGUACACAAAACAAUGUAGCACCCUGUCAACCUGUAUGGAACUUAUACCAAGCCAUGCGACUCCUCUUCUGCAGACACAUGAUGGAUCCCCUGAAUGGGUUUUGGUUUGCGACAGUCUGGUGUUUGCUGCUCUUCUCAGCUGCCACCCCACUCUGCCUCAAGCUCAUUGAACACUACAAGCAAUUCAAACAAAAUAUCAGCCUUCUGAAUUCCCACAGCUCUGAGAGCCCAUCAGAAACUCUAAUGAUUUCUGAACAAGGAACACCAUGGACAACUCCUGGGGAUCCUGAGCCAGAUGGCUGGUAACUCCACUGUAUGUAAUUUGUAUGACAGAAAUGUAUACUGUUAAUUAAA